Messenger RNA from Setaria italica (foxtail millet), 3412 nucleotides. RefSeq lists its product as uncharacterized. The transcript is spliced from 6 exons. Bases 2016 to 3368 code for a protein of 450 amino acids. Lineage: Eukaryota; Viridiplantae; Streptophyta; Magnoliopsida; Poales; Poaceae. Gene Ontology annotation, molecular function: protein binding. The record is from RefSeq and is a predicted model, not a curated record.
CCGUCGACGACUUUGACAACCAGAGCACGAUGAUGGAUUGGAAGGUCGAGGCCAUCCCACCGAGACCCGCGCCGCCGGUCCUUCCUCCUCCAACUCCGAUUAAUCGAGGAGGCUGCCGCAGCCUGUUCCUCCUGCACCAAGAGCCCGGGGUACUGGAGAAAACUAUCCGACUAGGCUGUGUGGCCUGCCAGCGAGCCUGUAGCGGAAGUAUUUGUAGGCGCUGCGUCGCGCAAGUGAAGAAGAAUCUGGAGCUGAUGAAGAAGGAAGGGAGGGACGGUUUCUUCGGAUACUGCCUGAAGUGUCAUGAGGUUGCCAAGGGAAGCCACCUUGCACAUCAGGACAAUAUCAUCCCAGUUGACAGGUACAAGGGUCACUUGGUAGCAUGGGUAACAGGAAAAGAGAACUGGGCAGCCAUCUUUCAUGGCAUUCAGAGUGAUAUGUGCUAUAGGCCACCUAUCGGUCGCCCCUUUCUCCUGCACACGCCAGAAGAAUGUUGCAGAUGCAUAGAGUGCAAUGAUGUAAUGUAUACGAAAAGGCUUUACGAUAUGCUAAGCCUAUACUGCACGAUUAACUGCUGGUUGGAGGAGAGGUCGGGCGGUGGGGCUGCUGAGGUGCAGGUCGCUAAGGCUCUCCUGGCGAUGGAGUUCGAUAGUUCUACACAUGCUGUCUGCCUCACCUGCAGCAUGGCGUUCUCAAGCUCUGAGGCAAGUGAUCAUGCUGAACAUGAUAUGCUCUCCAUCGUCAUGGAGUCAGGUCGCCUGCCCCGUCUGCAGAUACCUUCAGCGCACUAUUUAGCUCAUGUGUGGAGAAACAUAAAGGGAUGGGAUCCUGACGGCAUGGGGGACAUCCUGAUUAAAGACAACUCAUCUCCGCGGUGCCAGACGUGCCAGAUGCGCCUAGUGGACGGCGGCAGUAAGACAUGCAGCUUCGAAUGCUGUCUGCCGCAGCCCUCUCUACUGCCAAGACCGCUGCAGCGGCAGCAGCUUGCUGGGUGAAUUGAUUCUUACUGUUGGAGUCAUUCUUAACUCUUCUGCUGUUGGCCUGUCGUGGCCUAACCCUGUGUAAUGAAUGGUUUAGUUUCAAUGCGUUGAGCUGUGUAAGGAAGCAAACUUGGGAUGAACUUUGUUUUUGAGCUGAAGAUCUGACGAAACAUGUACUUUAGCUGAAAUCAGUUUCAAUGCGUGGUUGUAGAUGUACAAAGAAAGAGAGCAGGUUAUUACAGGGAACUUCUGACAAUCUACUUACAUCUGAUGAUCUCAACAAGAAAAGAAAUAUCUUCUGAGUAUCUAUGUACUCUUACUAUCUGCAUGCCCUUAUUGAAUGGAAAUAUACCAAGAAAAGUUGUGCUGAUGAAGUUUGGUGCAGAGCUUUAGCACAAAUGGUUUAACCGUUAUUUUCAGUUCAUAUCUAAAAGUUAAGCUCAGAAAACAAUUGUUGUAAUACUUGACGUAUCAAGACCUGAAGAUGAUUACUAGUGCAACUAACGCCGUUGUGCAAAAUUGUUCAGGCAUAUUUCCACACAACGCUUUCAGCAGCUUACAAUUUCCUGCCAAGAGAAUGCAUAGAACCUAACUACCAGGAGCAGAACAGACAGCUGAGUUUUCUGAAACUAUCAGGAAAUUAUUGCUAGAAGUCAUGCUCUUGUAUUCAUCCAUGGUGAAUCAACAUCCGGGUAUCGCAGCGCAAAAGCAGCUGAAUCCGCAAGGGAACAAGUCAUACAAUGAGACAAUUAGGAAAUUGGGAGAUGCAAUUGUUGCAGUAGUUCAGAAGAAGGGAUUCAGAUUCAGUAACAGGAUCUUCUACAGUGUUAAACUGUUAACUGACAAGUCAAAUAACUGAAAAUUUUGAAACUGGAAUCUUAGCAUUGGCACAAUUGAUUUUUCGGAUCGAACCCGAGCUGGACUUUGAAUCUAUUGCGUCGUUCGAGUCCGACUGGGAAUCUAUCGCGCGCUCCGCGCUUCCGUGGCCCACUUUUUCGCGCCACGAGGGCAGGAUCUGACGUCCGAGCCUGCGGUAUGCUAAAGAUCAACGGGAGCAAUCAAGUCCUGCCGAUCGAAUUCAGGAGCCUUCUCCUGCGCUGCAGCAUCCGAAUCCGUGAGACACUCGAGUCCGCGAGACACAAGGCUGGGGGCUAUAAAUCUCCAUGUCGUCUCCCCCCUUGGCCUCCCAACACUUUUUCGUCGAGGACACCAUCUCAACCUUGCACGAUGGCCGCCAGGCACUUCCCGUCUUGGGCAGACCUUCACCCAGAGCUCCUUGGCCUCGUGAUCGGGCGGCUCCCCCUAGCCGACCGUGUCCGGCUUGGAGCAGCCUGCCGGCCAUGGCGUCGCGCAGCCCGGCAGGAGCCCCUACCCCCUCCGCUACCGUGGCUGACCCUCCUCGACGGCACCUUCCUCAGCAUUCCCGGCGGCGAGGUCCACCGCAUGCCCAUCCCGGAGGAGGACGCUUCCUGCUACGGCUCCAUGGGGAACUGGCUCCUCCUCAGGCGCUCCGUCGGCGAGUUCUCGCUGGCGAACCCUUUCUCCGGCGACGCCGUGCGGCUUCCCGAGAUAGCCUGCCCACCGGGAAGCCUGACCUCCGUCAAGCCGAUGCCGAUUUCGACGUCGACGCCGGACCUAUCACCAGAUUCUUCCCCUUUUGCUGUGCUGACCAAGGGCGGCGGUUUCAGGAGCGAGAUUUCUGUUUGCCGGCCCGGGACGACUGCCGCCACCGCAUUCAGUUUCCCCGUCCGCGAGCGCAUAUCUGACGUCGCAUUCUUCGACGGGAAGCUGUACGCUCUCUCAUUCGGCAAACUCUUCGUCCUCGACCUCGAGACUACUGGUUCGACCUACCUAGGCAAGCCAAGAAGAUCAGUCCCAUCCAUGAAACGCGUAGCCGGCGCUGUCGACGAUCCAUGGCCCACGUGCCGCUCCAUUGCUGGCGAGCGUUAUGUCUGCGCGUACUGGAGCUACCUCGUUGAAUCCAGCGGCAAGCUUCUGCAGGUACGGCGGCUGAUCGGAUGCUUGGCCACCCUGCCGAAGGAGGAGAGGGUGGAGAACAGCCGCACCCUCUCGUUCGAAGUCUUUGAGGCCGACUUGGUGGUGGGCAAGUGGAGGAGGGUCGAUGAUCUGGGAGGCCACCAGGCGCUCUUCGUGGCCACGCAGUCGUCCAUGUCCCUCCCUGCUCCCGAGUGCGGAGCUCGGGAGGACUGCAUCUACUUCGUGUGCGACUAUGACAUUGGGAACUGGGAGGCGGAUCCCCUCCGCGACUGCGGCGUGUUCGACAUGAGGACCGGGACGAUCACGCCUCUGCUGCCGGAUGGUGUGGUGGUGCGGCGACAGGGGCGCAGAGCGCUCCCAGCGUGGUUUUUCCCUACUAAAGCCAUGUGACUCACGUUGUAGCAUAGUAUAGCUUGUGUUGUCGUUCCAGAAUU